AUGGCCAUCAGAAGAGAAUCCAGGGCCACUCGUGUCGUCGCUGCCAUUUUGAGUUCGUUCUAUUUCUAUCCCUCUAAAAUCAAGAAGCGCAGUUAUUUUGAAAACCCUGGCCCCUGUGAUAAUGCUAACUAACUAGCGAACGUCUUCAAACCACCGUUUGAACUUUUGAUGAAACUUUGCAUGAGCGCACUUCAGGACGCCCUGAUCCUAGCACAAGAAAACAAUUUUCGCAAUAAAUCUGGUUUUUGAGUUAAGAUGUUUCAAAUGCUUGUGAUAGAGUUUUUUUUUUCGUCAUAAUUUGCGUACUUUGCAGACUUUGAAGCUUCAUAAAUCUAUAACCAUAACUAUUGCGAGAACUUAUUCAUUUUUUCUGGAAUUGGGAGGUCAUAGAGCGCAUUUCAGCCAAGUUUCAUCAAAACACAAGUGACUAAAAACGUUCUAGUAAGUACGUAAAGAAUUAAAAGAAAAAAGGAACUUUUCGCUCUGGCGUCACCAGUUUUUUCUCGGAACUAGAACUGAAACCUUGCAAAUUGCGUAGGUUUUCAGAAGUUGACGCGUGAAAAGAAUGCAGAGCAAGUUUUCCUUACAUCUGCCAAAAGAUUAAGUGUAUCAAGAAACUGUUCGCAAAACUUCAUGACUUUCUCAUUUUUAACUAGCUGUUUGGAUUGUUCGGGCCUAUCUAUAGUUUAUUAUAUAAUUCAUAGAUCUACUUUUCAAAAUGUUUAGCAUGAAAGACGAUAGAAUUCUGGACGGCAACGUGAAGUUAGUUGAAGGAAAAUUUUUCAGUCGCUUUUCUGAUAUGCUGGAUUCCGUACUUCUGCGUGAGUGUCAUUCGCGGAGUCUACAUGGGCUUCCGGCUUCCAAUCAACCGGACGCUGCAUCUCAACCUGUUCAUCUACACUUCGUGGCUCGGCUACGCCCACUCUUGCUUCAAUCCCGUCAUUUACAUGUGCCUCAAUAAGAACUUCCGCAACACCAUGCGCAAGCUUCUCCGUCAGUCUGCCAAAAGCAACUGA
Molecule: messenger RNA, 1016 nt
Organism: Caenorhabditis auriculariae
Lineage: Eukaryota; Metazoa; Nematoda; Chromadorea; Rhabditida; Rhabditidae
Source: the annotation of a GenBank genome assembly